AUGGUCCCAAGCCCAGCUUUUGUCGACGGGCCGGCGGGCUGUUUUAAAUGCCGCUUCUGUGAAAGCAGCCGACGGUAUCAAGAACCUGCAAUCCGUUCGCUACAGCACAACAGGCUGACAAUGGCAGCACAGCAGUAUAGGUACAGCGACCACAGCAUGUCGUCGACUUUAAAACUGCCAGAGGAGGACUACGACGAGCUAGAGGACGAGUGCAAAAGGCAGAACCGGCAGUUGGCGCUGAAUUUCACGCGGAUUGGACUAGUGGUGGUUGCGCUUGUGUGGGGCACCUUUCUUCUACUUAACUCCAUACCCGUGCUUGAGGAGUCCAGUCGCGCACAGCCGACCACGAGCUCCCGGGCCACGCGCAGCGGCAAGUUGAAGGUGGACUUUGAGGCUGUCCGCGGUCAGAAGUUCAAGCCGCGGUUCCAGCAGCUACAGUGGACGCACGGCUUGUCGUCUGUACACGACGACAAGGGCCUUUUUGUGAAGAAGGAGGACGACGUGUAUUCGCUCAAGUCUGUGUUCGAUGAGAACUACACGCGCGAGCUCUUCCGGGGGAAUACGUUCGAGCACGAGGGCGUGGGCUAUGUGGUGGAGGGGUUCGUCGCCGCGCCGGAUCUCUCGUACGGGCUUGUGCGCACAAAUAGCACGAAGAACUGGAGGCACUCGACCUUUGCGACGUACUUUGUGUACUCAAUCGAGAAACGGGACUUCCAUCCCGUGGGCCAGAAACUUGCGGUGGCCGAGUGGUCGCCGGACUCGCAGCGCAUCGCGUACGUGAAGGACAACGACUUGUACUUGCAUUCGGUUGCAGAUGGGAAAGUGUCGCGGGUGACGUCUGACGGCAGCGCCACUAUAUUCAACGGUCGGAGCGACUGGGUCUAUGAGGAGGAGGUCCUCAGCAGCGGUGUCGCGCUAUGGUGGUCACCCACGGGCAAAUACGUCGCGUAUUUCAAGAUCAACGAGGAGCAGGUGCAUGAGUUUCCAAUUGCAUACUAUCUCCAGGAGGCGGAUGCUUUGUAUCCCGAGGUGCGCAAGAUAAAGUACCCAAAAAGCGGCACGCCCAACCCAAUUGUCACCCUCAAUAUCUUUGACGUAGCUGCCGAGAAGAACUCCGUGGUGAACUUUGGCGAUAAUGCAACGCUAAUUACAGAGGUGGUCUGGGUAGGCGAGAACCAGGUGCUAGCCAAGUACAUGGAUCGCUCCGCACAGGUAUUGACUGUUGCGCUAGUUAGUACCGACGAAAAUAAGCCGUUCACCACUCCACGUGUCGAGUCUACGAAUGGCGGAUGGUGGGAUGUUGGGCAGACGGUCAUGUAUGUCCCGCGGAAUGAUACAAAUGACAGGGCGAACGAUGGCUACAUUGACGUUGUCUCGGUCAACGGAUAUAAUCAUUUGGCAUAUUACUCUCCACCGAGCGCAUCCACACCAACGAUAUUGACUUCUGGCGCGUGGGAGGUUGUUGGCGGGCCUGUAGCCUUUGACCUAGAUACUAAUGAUGUGUUUUUUAUUGCUACGAGGAAGUCAUCAAACGAGAGGCACUUGUAUUACGUCAAUCUUUUCCAACCGAACGAUGUUCAAGAAGUCACUGAUACGUCCAAGGAAGGGGUCUACGAUGUGUCGUUUUCGGAGGGCAGUAGGUUCCUACUAUUGACCUAUCGCGGGCCUGGUGUGCCAUACCAAAAACUCGUCGAUUUGAAGUCCUUGGGCUCCGACAGCGACUCCAAUGGCAACGUCUUCGGAGAAACGCUAUACUACCUCGAAGAAAACAACGCGCUAAAGGAAAACUUAAAGGAGUACUCCUUUAACUACCCGAAAUUCCAGGAACUCAACCUAGGCGACGACAGUGAGGGCCAGAAGGUGAUUGCCAAUUCUUAUGAAAUCCUUCCUCCCGAUUUCGACUCGAACUUGCGGAACCACUAUCCUGUGUUUUUCUUCGCAUAUGGCGGCCCAGGCUCGCAGUUGGUGAAAAAAGAAUUCGCGGUCAGCUUCUUGCAGGUGGUUGCUGCGCAGCUCGAUGCCAUCGUCGUGGUGGUAGAUGGGCGUGGCACCGGCUUCAAGGGCAAGCCAUUCCGCGCCGUGGUCACGGGCGACUUGGGCCACUACGAGGCAGAGGACCAAAUUGCGGCGGCGAAGCUCUACUCCGAGAAGUACUACGUUAACAAAGAGCGCAUUUCGCUAUUCGGCUGGUCCUACGGCGGCUAUCUCACGCUAAAAACCUUGGAGCGCGAUGCAGGCCGCUACUUCAAGUACGGAAUCGCGGUCGCCCCCGUAACCGACUGGCGCCUAUACGACUCCGUAUACACUGAGCGCUACAUGUCCGAACCGCUAUCCAAUCCUCGCGGUUAUGCCGAUGCCAAAGUGCACAAUGUCUCCGCCUUGGCUAAGGUGCCCCGGUUCCUCCUAAUGCACGGCACAGGUGACGAUAAUGUCCAUUUCCAGCACACCUUGGUCCUCCUAGACCAGCUAAACCUUGCCGGCGUAGAGAACUACGAUCUACUUGUAUUCCCCGACUCCAGGCACUCCAUAGACAUCCACAACGCCAACGUCAUCGUUUACGAUAAGAUAUUAAACUGGGCAAACCAGGCAUAUAGCGGAGCCUUUGUUGAUCCUAAGUGA
Molecule: messenger RNA, 2619 nt
Organism: Eremothecium gossypii ATCC 10895
Lineage: Eukaryota; Fungi; Ascomycota; Saccharomycetes; Saccharomycetales; Saccharomycetaceae
Gene: DAP2
Product: dipeptidyl aminopeptidase
Exons: 1
Coding region: 1-2619 (872 amino acids)
Biological process (GO): proteolysis
Molecular function (GO): dipeptidyl-peptidase activity; serine-type endopeptidase activity
Source: RefSeq, marked provisional